This is a messenger RNA of Syngnathus typhle (broad-nosed pipefish), 2003 nucleotides long. Its product is annotated as mucin-2. The record is from RefSeq and is a predicted model, not a curated record. The transcript has 5 exons. Bases 149 to 1114 code for a protein of 321 amino acids. NCBI's taxonomy places the organism in Eukaryota, Metazoa, Chordata, Actinopteri, Syngnathiformes, Syngnathidae.
GAGAGAGAGAGAGAGAGAGAGAGAGAGAGAGAGAGAGAAACUCCUGUUUCAGCCACGAACACAACACUGUAGCUGAAGCUGCAGUGCGCCACUGUUCACAAGUGACUGAGAGACCGUGGAAUACAGAAACUUUAAGGAAGAAGAAGAGAUGACGAUGGAAGUUAGAACGUGUAUUUACCUUGGUGCCUUGUUUCUGCUUCACGUUGGAUCUGCUGAUCAUGGUAACGAACACACGACCACACAACCAGCACCAGAACGUGACCUGAAUCUCACCAGCAAUCUUCCGCCCAUAAUUGUUCCGAAGAACUCCACUUCCUCUUCUGGCAACGGUACGACGACGACGCAUUGGGAAGUCGCCGUUGCGACGCCACAUCCGACUAGAGGGAACACCACCUACAUGGAGGUAAUCUCAACGACGUCCAUCCCAGAAAGCUCCACCAACCUGACCAACGACGUGACACCAAAGCCUUCUGCUUCCCCCACACUCACCACUCAAGCUGCGGCGGACACAACAUCUCCUCAGAGCCCUUCAAACAAAACCGACAUCAACACGACUUCACAUCACUCGCCAGGUUCACUUCCUGUCUCCACUACGCCAUUGAGCCGGACAGCUCCCGUGGAAACGCAUCCCCCCACAUCACCCGUCUUGCCUCGCACCACGUCGAAUAACACACCCUUGACGACUCAGCAAUCGACCACACCCACUACCACGCACACCACCACCACCACGAAGAUCUUAACAACCAGCUCCUCCAAAGAGACCUCCACCUCUCGGACGACGACUCUCACGUCACUGCAGAUGACCUCCAGCGAAUCCCCCUUGCAGACCAGCAUCGUCCCAGUCGGCCUCACCACCACGCAGACCAAACCGCAUCCAGACACCCCGUCGCAGCUCAACGUAAAGGGCGAAACCAUCAUGGUCCAUGACUCCCCGAAGCUGGAUCCCCUGCUGGCCGGCCUGGUGUCGGCCUUCAUCAUCAGCGCCGCCGUCAUCACCCUGCUCCUCUUCCUCAAACUCCGACGACGAGACAACAGGCCGGAGUUCCGCAGGCUACAGGACUUGCCUAUGGACGACAUGAUGGAGGAGACACCCUUGUCGAUGUACAGCUACUGAUAUGUAUGCACAGCCAAACAAUGAAGAAAAAAAAAUCCUUUCUUGGGUAAUAGUUGCCAUGAUUCAACUACCCGGUCUGUCUUCUAAGUUGUGACUCCUGAUCCCGAAGAAUCCCGGUUUUGUGUGACCACAAACGGUACCGGGUAGAAAAAGCCGCUAUUUCUACAUUUACCGUAUUUCCUCCGAUAUAGGCCGAGUUAAAACAAACAAAACAAACGUCGUAGAGUAACUUCACAAAUAAAAGCAUCUGCCCAACUGCAGGAGAAAAACUGAAACAUCCUAAUUCACUAUUUGGAGGAAAUACAAAAAAACUCUUUGGAUGACUCAAAAGACCUAAGAGGAGAACAAAACAAACGGCCGACUUCUACUUUCAAUGAGGUUGCACUUUAUUUUCAUUUUCUCUGUUUGUUUCUGAGAAACGUUGUGUGCGUUUUUAAGUGUGUGUCUUUCAAUUUUGCGUGUGUUAUUUAACGCUAGUUGGUCACAUUAGGUGCAUUUGGAUUGAGUAGGUGUACCUAAUGAAGUGUCCAACGCGUGUUCAAAUCUAGUAUUGUUGCUGAUGCUUUUUUUUCCCCCUCCAUUGUAGUCCAGGUGAGAGUGCCUUUUAAACAUUUCUAUUUAUGUCAUGAAAAUACGACCGGAGCGGUGGCCUUGAUGAAGUGUUCAUAUUGUAAAUACGAUUGUUGUUGCGUUGCUAGAUUAAUUUAUAAAAACACAUAUAAGACGCAUUCCCCUUUGAGAUGGAAUUCUUAAUAUGGAAAGCCAUGUUUUAAAAUGACGCACUUGUGUUUGUCUAUUGAGGUGUCAAACGCAUUCAUUGUUGCUUUGUGUGGCUUUGCUGGUCAAUGUGGAUUAUGGACCAUUAUCAUUAAAAGGUAUUUGAAAUGGA